Messenger RNA from Coniophora puteana RWD-64-598 SS2, 1169 nucleotides. Its product is annotated as NAD(P)-binding protein. The transcript is spliced from 9 exons. Lineage: Eukaryota; Fungi; Basidiomycota; Agaricomycetes; Boletales; Coniophoraceae. The record is from RefSeq and is a predicted model, not a curated record. The coding region runs from base 102 to 1061 and encodes 319 amino acids. Gene Ontology annotation, molecular function: oxidoreductase activity, acting on NAD(P)H, oxygen as acceptor. Gene Ontology annotation, cellular component: intracellular anatomical structure.
CCGCUGCACUUCUGCACCAACACAUCCGCAUCCGAUAUCUGGGCGUGCUUACCUCUAUUACUAGUUCCUCCUCAAAACAACCCUCCGUUUCGCCGAGCAGCAUGCCUCUCUCGCGUGGCCCGUCUCCCCUCCGCCCGCCCAUCCUCGGCACGACCCCGAGCCACAGGCGGUUCGAGGCCCUGUCCCCCGUCGACAGCGAGCUGCAUCCCGUCAUCCACGCCGGUCGCGUGGCCGUCAUCACCGGCGCUGCGAGUGGCAUCGGACGUGCCGCCGCGUUCGAGUUUGCCAAGGCGGGGCUGAAGAUCGCGCUCGCCGAUGUGACGGCGGAAGCGCUCGAGAAGACGGGCAAGGAGAUCGCGGCGAUCAUCGGCGAGGGAAAUGUGCUUGUUAUCCCUACCGAUGUGUCCAAGAUGGACGAGGUCGUCCGUCUGCGCGACAAGGUCUACGAGGCCUGGGGCGAGGUCGCGGUGCUCAUGAACAACGCCGCCAUCAGUCGCCCGAGUCAUUCUUGGCAGAACACCGAAAACUGGUCGAGGGUCUUCGAAGUGAACGUGUUUGGCGUUAUUAAUGUCCAGCACACCUUCGUCCCCUCGAUGCUCCAUCAAGAGAACCCGGCGAUGGUGAUCACCACAGGCUCGAAACAGGGAAUCACGAACCCCCCGGGAAACCCCGCGUACAACGCGUCCAAGGCUGCCGUUAAGAGUUUGACGGAAGGGCUGGCGCACGAUCUGCGCCAGCGCCCUGGCUGCGCUGUCUCUGCGCACUUGUUCAUCCCGGGGUGGACGUUCACAGGUAUCACGGGGCGCUCGGCGGGCUCAGCGAAGCCCGCGGGUGCGUGGACGGCCGAAGAGGCGGUACUUUACAUGCUCGACCACGUUCGCCAGGGCGAUUUCUACAUCCUCUGCCCGGACAACGAGACGCGCCGCGAGGUCGACCAGCUGCGCGUCAUGUGGGCCGCGGGCGACGUCGCCGAGGGCAGGCCCGCGCUGAGCCGAUGGCACGCGGAGUGGAAGAACCUCUUCCAGGAGUACAUGCGCGACGGGCUGGCUGAGCUCUCGUGAAGUGUGGGUAUAAGUGAUACUGUUAUAGACCAGGCUUGAGUGGGUUGUGAAAGAAAGAAAGGUUUAAUCGUUGUAGUCAAACUGAUCAAUACAAGUUCGCUACGGGAA